AUGGGUUCCAGCACGAGAAAAAAGAAGGAAAAGGCCAAGGACUUUGCAAAACCAAAGUUCAAGGUCGGAAAGACAAAGGUCAAGCCUGCCAACUUCACAGACACUAGCUUCAAAGCAAAGUCCAUUGCCAUGGGCCAUCAGAAGCUUUCGACUGAAGCCCCUGACAACGCAACCCAGUUCAAGCACAAUCUCUCUUUGGCCUCGACAUCACGAGCAGACAAGCAGCGUAAGGAGUCGUUGGCACAUCUGACUAGUCAAGUGUUGGCUGGCAACAACCCCGUCGGAACCGCAACAGUGUUGGGCAAGCUUCUGCCCUUGGUCUCCGACGCUUCGGGGCCGGUACGCACCCAGUUGCUGAAGCUUUUCAAAGCCCUACCCGACGCAGAAGUCAAGCAUCACGCCGAGAGGUGCAUCAUGUACACUCGCGCUGGCAUGACCCACCUCUCCGCCGACAUCAGCAAUGACUCCCUAUCCGUCCUCGAGUGGCUAUUGGAUGUCGCCGAAAACGAAAUCGUCAGCUGCCCCGGCGGCUGGGUCAAGACACUGAACAGCUUCUGUGCGCUGAUGGGCUGGACCGUCAAGACCAGCACCGGGUGGUCAACCGCACCCAAGACGGGUCUGCGGACCAAGGACGCGCAGUCUCAUGCAAGGCAGAUCGCCGUCCUGGCCAGGUUCCUCCAGGCCGGGCUCAAGCCUGAGAUCGCCGCGCCGAGCAAUCCCUAUGCUCGCGCCGACAACAUGUACCGCGUCCCUCGGACACCGAAUCCAUUUGCGUAUCUCAACCUCUUCGGAUCCCGCCGAGACGAGGAAGCCGAGAUGUACAACGACCGUGAAUCCCGGCAGCGUGUUUUCCACAGGAGGUUCUUGGACUCCUUCAACCGUGGCGUAGAGCAGGCCAAAAAGGAGGGCGGUGCCAUCGGAAGAUCAGCGGUCCAGAUGGACCUAGCCCUGACCGAGGGCAUGGGGGGAUAUGAGGCAACGUCCGCUGUUGAGCCUCAAGACCUCCUUGACUUGUGGUGA
Messenger RNA from Colletotrichum graminicola M1.001, 1020 nucleotides. Its product is annotated as pre-rRNA-processing protein IPI1. The record is from RefSeq and is a predicted model, not a curated record. The transcript is spliced from 2 exons. Gene Ontology annotation, biological process: rRNA processing. Lineage: Eukaryota; Fungi; Ascomycota; Sordariomycetes; Glomerellales; Glomerellaceae. The coding region runs from base 1 to 1020 and encodes 339 amino acids. Gene Ontology annotation, cellular component: nucleus.